Eublepharis macularius is the source of this 5322-nucleotide messenger RNA. RefSeq names its product UDP-glucuronosyltransferase 2A2-like. The record is from RefSeq and is a predicted model, not a curated record. Gene Ontology annotation, molecular function: UDP-glycosyltransferase activity. Bases 84 to 1664 code for a protein of 526 amino acids. Lineage: Eukaryota; Metazoa; Chordata; Lepidosauria; Squamata; Eublepharidae. The transcript has 6 exons.
GUCGUGCCCUGGAAAGGGCCUGUCAUGUUGCAAUAUCCUGUACUGAACUGAGCAGAGCCAAGCUGGAGCCCGUUGCCGGUGCCAUGGGGCCUGGGGCACUCUUAGUUCUUCUGGUCCUCUGCAUGGGCUCAGCCUCCGCUGGGAAGGUCCUCGUCUGGCCGGCAGACUACAGCCACUGGAUCAACCUGAAAGCCAUCAUGCAUGAGCUCACAGCCAGGGGACAUCACGUAACUGUGCUGCUGCCUUCGUACUUCCACAUAACUGACUCCAACCAACCUUCACCUUUCCUCCUGGAAAAGGUCACCGUUCCAUUCUCAAAAGCAGAGAUGGACGCUUCGCUGAGCAACAUCUUGCACUUGUGGAUAUAUGAGCAGCAUGAAAUGUCUUUAUGGGAAUUCUCCUCAGCAUUUUAUGACUUCGUUGUGGAGCUGUUAUCCAAGAACAAAAUUCUCUGUGACAUGGUUGUUUUGAAUGAAAAACUAAUGAAGAAGCUACAGUUGGCUGGCUUUGACCUGCUCAUUUCAGACCCAAUUGCGCCUUGUGGUGAACUAGUGGCCGAGAAGCUACAGAUUCCAUUUGUAUAUUCCAUCCGGUUUUCUAUGGGAAACGCACUGGAGCGUUUCUGUGGGGCCAUCCCAGCUCCUCCAUCGUAUGUGCCCAUAAGCACAUCUGGGCUAACAGACAGGAUGUCUUUCACAGAGAGGAUGAAAAACAUGCUCCUUUAUCUCUCACAUGACUUCUUUUUCUAUCAAAUUAUCUGGAGAGACUGGAAUCAAUACUACAGUGAUGUCCUAGGGACACCCACAACGCUGUGUGAGACAAUGGGGAAAGCGGAGCUGUGGCUAAUCCGAACCUACUGGGAUUUUGAAUUCCCUCGGCCGUUGCUACCCAAUUUUGAGUUUGUUGGGGGUCUGCAUUGCCAGCCAGCCAAGCCUUUGCCUGAGGAAAUGGAAGACUUUGUCCAGAGUUCAGGGGAACAUGGCAUUGUGGUCUUUUCCCUUGGGUCAAUGGUUCAGAACUUAACAGAUGAAAAGAGUAAUAUUAUCGCCUUGGCACUCAGCCAAAUUCCACAGAAGGUUCUCUGGCGAUACAAAGGCAAAAGGCCAGAAACAUUAGGAUCCAACACCAGGCUUUAUGACUGGAUACCACAGAACGAUCUUCUUGGACACUCCAAGACUAAAGCCUUUAUAACACAUGGUGGGACUAAUGGGAUCUAUGAAGCUAUUUACCAUGGGAUUCCCAUGGUUGGGAUCCCCCUGUUUGCUGACCAGCCUGAUAACAUUGCCCACAUGAGGGCAAAGGGAAUGGCCGUGGAGGUGAACUUUCAUACAAUGACAGCCCAGGAUUUGGUGGAAGCCGUGAACAUGGUCCUUCACAAUGCCACGUACAAAGAAAAUGCUGUCAGGCUCUCUCAGAUUCAUCACGACCAGCCCAUAAAGCCCCUUGCCCGAGCUGUUUUUUGGAUUGAGUUUGUCAUGCGCCACAAAAGUGCCAAGCACUUGAGGCCGGCAGCCCAUCACUUGACCUGGUACCAGUAUCACUGCCUGGAUGUCAUGGCGUUCUUGGCUGCCUGUGCAGCCGUCUUCCUGUUCAGUACUGUCAAAUGCUGCUUGUUUUGUUGCCAGAAAUGUGGUAGGGUGAUGAAGAAAAGAAAGACAGAGUAAUUGGUAGUGGGAUUCAACCAGCACCAUGCAGCUUACGUAGACUGGACUUGAUAAAUGGCGAAAACAUACAUAUGCCCUAAAGCAUAAUGGAAGUGGUUUAGACACUUCCCCUGCCCUGGAGACAAACGCCUCACAAGGUGGCCACUGCAUGUGCAAAUCUCUUCCAGAGUGAAUGUCCGGCCUGGUCUCGGCAUAUAGCCGAAUGACAGCAUUCCUUCAGCCUGCAGGUGGUUGACCCCAUGUUUAAAUGCUGCGCCACAUUUUUAAAAAACACCAAGAAGGGGACAGGCGCUCUCUUCCUGAUGCACGAGUUUUCGACCUGCAGAUUUUUUUUGCAUGGGGAAACAUUAAAAACGGCUUUCCCACUUGUAGCCUGAAGUGGUACAAUCCAUGCUACCACCUCAUUCUGCUACCUGUACAGACCAAAUCAGUCUUCACUAGAAAGUGGCUUCCAUGACCUUUAAUCAUUUUCAGCAGCUUUGUGGAAUUUGAAUGUACCUCAACUGGAUCCAUUCAUCUCACGAGAGAGAUUUGAGUUGCAAGUAGACAUGGGCACGAACCAAAAAAAAUUAAUGAACCAGCAGAUCGUGGUUCAGUGCAGACCACAACCCCGAAUUCCCGAACAGCAAUGAAUAUCUCCCGUUCCCGAACCGGAUUGUAGAUCGCGGAGGCCAAAGUGGGGCGCGCCGGUGUUCCCAGCGAUACAGGAACGGUGGGUGAUGCCGGCGGCCGCUGGGCCUGGUGGGCAUGGGGAGGAGGCGGGGGGUCUGGCCACUCGCUGAUGGCACCCCCCAUAUGCCCGCCCGCCAGGCCAAAGUGGAACGCACUGGUAUUCCCGGCGGGGGAGGGGGAGAGGACGCGACAUUCGCACGGGGGCAGCCCGAUCCCCCAGCUACUGGGUGUCCUCACCUGAGGCUCCAGCUUAGGACAUACCCAACAGCAGCUGACAGCACCCACCUUCCUGCCUUGCCAGAAAGAACCAGAGUUGCAGGACAUAUUCCCACCCAGCUGAAAGAGGUCCCGUCAGUCCUGUUGACAGGGAAGCUGCCACGUUGUCAACCAACUCUACCCCUAUACAAUACAAUCGGCUGCACGAUCGCAACCAAGCUGUGUAACCAAAGUGGGAGCAGUAAUAGGAUAGUCUCUCAUGUUGAAGCAGGGGCAGACCUGAUCCACCGUCCUGCCUUUGCGGAAUGGAGGGGAUGGGCAGGACAGGAGACAUUGCUUGGAUGGGUCAGAAUGGUUCCUGAGAGGGGGAGACGGAAACAUGACAGCAGCAGUAGCAGCAGACAUCAGCCACCAUCCUGCCUUUGUGGGACGGACAUGAGUCAGGGGACGUCUUCCCCCCUGCUCAGAAGGCUCAGCGUUGGCGAAGGAUAGGGGGACCGUGCAGCUGAACUAUAUGUGAAACAGUUCCUGAGCUGCUGCGCAAGCACCCAAAGGAGGCUGCCAUCGAUAUCACCCACUUUGCUGCCUUGCCGGAAAGGAUGGGAGGGAGAGGACAUGUCAUUAGGAGGGGGAGUGGGAAGGUCCACCCACAGCCGCGAGGCCUCCUCCGAGCAUCCCACUGAGGAACUCUUCGGCAGCAGCCAGCAUCAACCACCUUCUUGCCUUUGCGGAGAGGACGUGACUGGUCGUGGCGGCAUUACCCAUUCCCCCCUGCCCAGAGGGGACAGCAGGUGCCCAUGCAAAGGGGAGGUACCAUGCAGCUCAAACCUGUCAAGCUCAGCGCGAGCUGCUGAGCCGCCCCUGGUGGUCCAAAGCAGUGGCAGCAGACGACACCCACCUAGUUGCCCUCAUGGAAAGGGUGGGAGAGACACACUCUCCCCUGCUCAGAGGGGACACCAGGUGCCCAUGCAAAGGGGGUUUCUGCACAGUGCCACUCUCACAUCAGCAACAGUGGCCGAGCUGUUCCUCUUGGCCAGAAGCACCAUCAGCUGGCAGCACCGCACCUUCCUGCCCUUGCGGAAAGGACAGGAUGGAAAGAAAGGAGAGGUUGGGAGGCAUCUGAGCAGAUCCGGAGAGGGAGAGGUGGGAAGAGGGAACAGGAACUUGGCAGGGAGAGGAGGGCAAAGGGUCACCAUCCAUGGAAGCAGCCCCAAGAACUGAGGGAGGCUUGAGCCCACUGUGGAUGAGCUGGGCCGGCAACCACCCCAGGGUGGCUCAGACCCCGGGUAGGUCCAGGUCCAGGGGAGGGUGGCCCAGUAGGUUGAGGUUCACCUUGAUAAACAUCAACAUGUCCACCAGGUCCGGGUGCAGACGUGCGCAGCGGGGACAGAGGAGGUCUUCCAGGUGGGAGAACACCCAUGUCAUGGCCCAGUCUGAGAGUGAGGUCUCCUCUGGAGGAGAGGAGCCUCAUGUAGCCAGCCAGGACUCCUCAGGAGAAGAAGAGUUCUGUGUAGCCAGCCCUAGCCCUGACUCAGCAGAAGCCGGCAAUCAGGAGCAGCAGCUGCUGGCUGAUCAAAGCCCACAGCCAGCAGCUGAGACACCAGCACCCUCUAGCCCCAAUACCACAGGGGAAGCUCAGUCAGGGACUGCCAGCACCACAGGGGAAGCCCAGCCAGGGGCUUCCACCCCACCCCACCCAGGUUCACCCAUGCCUACAGAGCGCCGCAGACAGCGCCAGAGACUGGAACUGCAGGAGAGACGGCGCAGUGCUCGUCUCCUGAGCCAACGCCAGCUACUGGAAAGCGAUGAUGAGUAGCAUCAGGAUGGAUCCCCAGCAGCUGGCUGAAAACCACGCCUGGCUAUAAAAGCCAGUCAGGAGUGACUGCCAGGCGUGGAAGCAACAUGUCUACUGCCUGCAACCACGCUGUGUUCCUUGCCCGUGCCUGCUUUUGGACCUGACGCCAUCAGUGACUGACCUUGGACUGUGCAUGACCUCGCUCUUGGACUCUGGACUCACUCCUGGCAUUAUCUCGUGCUCUGACCACUGGUUUGACUUGGCUUUUGCUCUUGGAACUCCCUUUUAACUUCGGCCUUAAGGUUUGGACUGGAACCACCUUGCUUGGGCUAGCCCAGCCCGUGACAACCCACUCGCUCUGCACGCUGGUGGGAGGGCAGGAAAGGAUGUUGGAGGCGACGAUGGACAGUUCUGGCCACUGGUCCGAUUUCCUUGCCCAAUACUGCAAUGGGUUGGCAUGGGGGGGCUCGGUGGGCUCUGAAAGGUACUCGCACACCAUGGCCCUGCCGAGUCCUCCACUGAGUGGGAUGUGCCCACUGUGCUGCGGCCAACCACACUGCCCACCGACGAGACCCACAGAUCGAAGGUGUCCGUUGGGGUGGCUCUUCCCUGGCGUGGCUCUCUUCCCACCUCCUGCCCCUCACCCUCACCCUCCUCCUCCACUGCCUGCUCCUCGCCGCUGCCCACUUCCUUGUCUCCUGCCCUCUGUCUCUGGAAACGGAGCACCGCUUUGCGGAGCUCCUUUUUCCAGUGCUGCAUCUGCCCCGCCUGCGUGGCGAUGCUGCCCUUGAUGCGGGGGUCACAGAGGGAGGCAAGUUGGUAGGGCGCUUCGCGGUGGAGAGGAUGCAGGUGUUCGGCAACGCAGGCCUGGAUGCCCCAGACAAAGUCCCAGACCCUGGGGAGCAGCUCUUACCCUUGCUGGAGCUCCUGGGCCAGAAACUGGUCAAGGCCGUGGAUCAGAGGGAGGACCUGACC